AGGAGGGAGCGAGUGGGCGGGGCCGCGUGGCGUCAGCGCAAGAUGGCGGCCUCGGCGGCGCUGUUCCUGCGCUUGUGGAGCGAGCUGCGGCUCGGCGCGCGGGGGCUGUGCGCGAGGCUAGCGACGCCGCCCCCUCGGACCCCGGACCAGGCCACAGAGAUUGGGAGCCGCACGGGCACUAAGGCCCAGGCUCAGGGUCCACAGCAGCAGCGAGGCACAGAGGGUCCCAGCUACGCCAAAAAAGUCGCACUCUGGCUUGCUGGGCUGCUCGGGGCCGGUGGGACUGUAAGCGUCAUCUAUAUCUUCGGAAACAACUCUGUGGAUGAAACUGGCGCCAAGAUUCCCGAUGAAUUCGACAAUGAUCCAAUUCUGAUACAGCAGUUGCGCCGGACUUACAAAUAUUUCAAAGACUAUAGACAGAUGAUCAUUGAGCCCACCAGUCCCUGUCUCCUCCCUGACCCUCUGAAGGAGCCAUAUUACCAGCCACCCUACACACUGGUCUUGGAGCUAACUGGCGUCCUCCUGCACCCUGAGUGGUCGCUGGCCACUGGCUGGAGGUUUAAGAAGCGUCCGGGCAUCGAGACCUUAUUCCAGCAGCUCGCCCCUUUGUAUGAAAUCGUCAUCUUUACGUCAGAGACUGGCAUGACUGCAUUCCCGCUCAUCGACAGCGUGGACCCUCAUGGCUUCAUCUCCUACCGCCUGUUCCGGGAUGCCACAAGAUACAUGGAUGGGCACCAUGUCAAGGACAUUUCGUGUUUGAAUCGGGACCCUGCCCGCGUAGUAGUCGUGGACUGCAAGAAGGAAGCCUUCCGCCUGCAGCCCUACAAUGGCGUUGCUCUGCGGCCCUGGGAUGGCAACUCUGAUGACCGGGUCUUAUUGGACCUGUCUGCCUUCCUCAAGACCAUUGCACUGAACCGUGUAGAAGAUGUCCGGACUGUGCUAGAGCAUUACGCCCUGGAGGAUGACCCACUGGAGGCUUUCAAACAGCGGCAGAGCCGGCUAGAGCAGGAGGAACAGCAGCGCCUGGCCGAGCUCUCCAAGUCCAGCAAGCAGAACCUUUUCUUUGGCUCUCUGACCAACCGCUUAUGGCCUCGCUCCAAACAGCCCUGACUUCUGAGCCUCUGCAGACUCACUGCCUAGGUCCUGGGCCCUAGGCCCCAGUGCUCCCAGACCAUGGCUCGGGCAGCCACAUCCAAUAAAGUCCAUCCCAGAUGCCACA
Prionailurus viverrinus (fishing cat) is the source of this 1219-nucleotide messenger RNA. It is a transcript of the gene TIMM50, whose product is annotated as translocase of inner mitochondrial membrane 50. Gene Ontology annotation, molecular function: phosphoprotein phosphatase activity. The transcript is spliced from 11 exons. The record is from RefSeq and is a predicted model, not a curated record. Bases 43 to 1110 code for a protein of 355 amino acids. Lineage: Eukaryota; Metazoa; Chordata; Mammalia; Carnivora; Felidae.